Heterobasidion irregulare TC 32-1 is the source of this 921-nucleotide messenger RNA. RefSeq lists its product as uncharacterized. Lineage: Eukaryota; Fungi; Basidiomycota; Agaricomycetes; Russulales; Bondarzewiaceae. The record is from RefSeq and is a predicted model, not a curated record. The coding region runs from base 1 to 921 and encodes 306 amino acids. The transcript has 4 exons.
AUGCGUGCCAAACGCGUUCCCUAUCCCUCGGACGCCCACCCUGCCUCCGCAGCAUCCAUCAGCAGCGUGCGCUAUCGCUGCGUGACCCCCCUGAACGCGGCACUGAACGCUCACCCUGUGUUCUGUCGCGCCGCGCACCACAACGCGCCGUCCUCAGAGCGCGUCCCCGCCAUCUUCGUCCCGCGCGCGUACCAGCCGCGCCUGCGCCAUCUGAACUACCUGGUGGCGUACGUGUGCUCGAUGAUGCGCGACGUCGCAGGGACGCGCGCUGCCGACUCGGGCUCGGAGGCGGAGGCGGAGGUGCGGGCGGAGAUGGAGCGCGCGCUCGUGUUCUUAAACGCCGUGCGGGAGGCGUUCUUCGAGGACGUGAGGGCGAAGUUCUACGACGCCAAGUCCAACACGAGCGGCAUCCGGCAAAAUGGCGAGAGUGCGAGGCCGAGGCGCAUGGACGACAGCUGGCGCUCGCCGCGCUUCGACGCGUAUCUGCGGGAGCUGUACUUCGUGCGGAACCACCGCGAGGACGCGGUCGGCCGGUACGUCAAGGAGCACGGCGCCCUCGUCGGAGAUCCGGUCCAGCUCGGUAAAGCACACGCGCUGCCUUGUUUGAUGGUGCUGACUGGUUGCUAUUGGCAGGCGUGGGCAGCGCAGAACGAUGACGCGAUGGCGUGUUAUGGCACCGAGGACGACGAGGGCUUCUAUCAUGGCAUUCCCGCUGCCAAAGAAGAAGCCAGAGCUCUGAAAGACGAACUCUUCCUGAGCGAAGCCACCCGCCGACGACAUCAGAGCUCUUCGGACCAUUAUCUUGUUACUGUGUUCCGCGAAUGCCUGGAAGAAGGCCUACAAGAUACUCGGCGACUGUGCUCUCUUGUUUGGAAGAUUCUUCAUAAUUACGGCCACCCGACAGGCAGCUCUGUAGAAUAG